Messenger RNA from Arachis stenosperma, 1524 nucleotides. RefSeq names its product protein kinase PINOID-like. Gene Ontology annotation, cellular component: plasma membrane; cytoplasm; nucleus. Bases 1 to 1392 code for a protein of 463 amino acids. The transcript is spliced from 2 exons. Gene Ontology annotation, biological process: protein phosphorylation. The record is from RefSeq and is a predicted model, not a curated record. NCBI's taxonomy places the organism in Eukaryota, Viridiplantae, Streptophyta, Magnoliopsida, Fabales, Fabaceae. Gene Ontology annotation, molecular function: protein serine/threonine kinase activity; ATP binding.
AUGCUAGAGACUGGUGGUGCUGCUGCACCUGAUUCUGAGCUCACUUUGGACACUGCAAAUUGCACGCAACGAAGCUCUAACAGCACCCAAAGCAACUGCAGCACCAGCUUCAGCCGUCUUUCCUUCGACCUCCUCCCCACCUCUUCGCCGGAAAAUCUUUCCCUCAAGCCUCACCGCUCCUCCGACUUUGCCUAUUCCGCCAUCCUCCGCCGCAAGACGGCCCUCACCUUUCACGACUUUUGCCUCAUCCGCCGCAUCGGCGCCGGAGACAUCGGCACAGUCUACCUCUGCCGCCUCCGCAACAGUGACAAUGAAGACGAACAAGAAGAAAAACUUAAUCCGAACUGCCUGUAUGCUAUGAAGGUAGUGGAUAAAAACGCUGUGGCACUAAAGAAAAAAUCACAGAGAGCCGAAAUGGAGAGAAGGAUCCUGAAGAUGCUGGACCAUCCUUUUCUCCCUACCCUCUACGCCGAGUUCGAAGCCUCGCACUUCUCUUGCAUCGUCAUGGAAUUUUGCUCCGGUGGAGACUUGCACUCCCUCCGCCACAAGUUUCCUCACAAUCGUUUUCCCUUAACUUCUGCAAGGUUUUAUGCUGCUGAAGUGUUGGUGGCAUUAGAGUACCUUCACAUGCUGGGAAUCAUUUACAGGGAUCUCAAACCCGAGAACGUGUUAGUCAGAUCAGACGGUCACAUCAUGCUCUCCGAUUUCGAUCUUUCUCUCUGCUCAGAUGCAAUCCCAGCCGUUCAAUCCUCUGAUUGCUUCCACGAUACUUCCUUCCCGUCCGCAUUGCAAUACUCUGCCACACACACUACCCCGUUUUCGUGCUUCCCCAAUCGGAUGUUCCGAUCACGUAAAGUCCAAACCGUUCAACCAGACCGGCUCUUCGUGGCCGAACCGGUCUCCGCUCGAUCAUGCUCUUUCGUUGGGACGCACGAGUAUGUCUCGCCGGAGGUAGCAGCCGGUGGAUCACACGGCAAUGCCGUAGACUGGUGGUCAUUCGGGGUAUUCAUCUACGAGCUAAUAUACGGUCGUACGCCGUAUGUGGCUCAAUCGAACGAAGCUACACUGCGAAACAUCAUAAAGAAUCCCCUGAGGUUCCCUACGGCCACGCCCUCUAGCGCGCUUGAGCGUCACGCGCGGGACCUCAUCUGCGGCUUGCUUCACAAGGACCCUGGUCAGAGGCUGGGUUCGAAGCGCGGCGCUGCUGACGUCAAGAAGCAUCCGUUUUUCAAAGGGCUCAACAUGGCGCUGAUUCGUAUGUUGACGCCACCACAAGUCCCCGGCUUGAAAAGACACAAAACGACGUCGUGGCUGACAAAGGACGAUAGUAAUAAUCUUAUCAGCAACAGUAACAAACAGUAUUCUAAGGCGUCGUUUGACUAUUUCUUUUGAAGAGUAGCAUCUUGGUAUAUUACCGCGGUUCUUUUUUCUUUCUUAAUUACUAUGGAAUGACAAAAAUAAAAGGGCUGAAUAUGGUUCUCUGUUUCCUCUUAGAGAAUGCUUUAGGGUGAGAUAAUACUAAUU